Momordica charantia (bitter melon) is the source of this 1511-nucleotide messenger RNA. Its product is annotated as putative protein phosphatase 2C 59. The record is from RefSeq and is a predicted model, not a curated record. Gene Ontology annotation, biological process: protein dephosphorylation. Gene Ontology annotation, molecular function: protein serine/threonine phosphatase activity; cation binding. Lineage: Eukaryota; Viridiplantae; Streptophyta; Magnoliopsida; Cucurbitales; Cucurbitaceae.
AUCCUCCCCUGUCUUCCCAUUCUCUCAUCCUCUCUCGUCGACUCGUCGUUUUCUCCUUUAAACGCUCCUUAAGCUGUCCCCCCUCUUCUUUUUCUCUUCCUUUCAUUUCUUCUUCUUCUUCUUUCUCCUCCACCAGGUUGAAGUUCUACUUGGGCGGCUCCACGGGCAUGCUAGGAGAGGCUUAUUCAUUCCACAUCUGUAACCAUAGCUACUAGAUAUUUUUUAUUUAUAUUCCUGUUUCUUUGUUCCAUUUUGAUCGAAGAGAUUGGAGCUGGGCAUUUUCAGAGCCUACACAAUAUGGGCUAUCUGAAUUCAGUAUUGUCUUGCUCGAGCCAGAUUCAUGCUGCCGAGGAGGCACCUGUUAGCGGGGGCGGACUAAGUCAGAAUGGAAAGUUCAGCUACGGGUAUGCUAGCUCCCCAGGGAAGAGAUCUUCAAUGGAAGAUUUCUACGAGACACGAAUAGAUGGCGUGGAAGGAGAAAUAGUUGGCCUAUUUGGCGUUUUUGAUGGUCAUGGGGGUGCACGGGCUGCUGAGUAUGUUAAACACCAUCUUUUUAGUAAUCUGAUCAGGCAUCCAAAGUUCAUAUCAGAUACCAAAUCAGCAAUAGCUGAUGCAUACAACCAUACAGACACAGAAUUUCUGAAGUCAGAAAAUAACCAAAACAGAGAUGCUGGAUCAACUGCUUCCACUGCCAUCCUAGUUGGCGACCGUUUACUUGUUGCAAAUGUGGGUGAUUCUAGAGCUGUUAUUUGCCGGGGUGGCACUGCCAUUGCUGUCUCCCGAGAUCAUAAGCCUGACCAAACUGAUGAGCGACGACGAAUUGAGGAUGCUGGAGGAUUUGUGAUGUGGGCUGGAACUUGGAGAGUUGGAGGUGUUCUUGCUGUUUCACGUGCAUUUGGUGAUAGAUUGUUAAAGCAAUAUGUCGUCGCUGACCCUGAAAUUCAGGAGGAAAAGAUUGAUAGCUCGCUCGAGUUUCUUAUACUUGCAAGUGAUGGGCUGUGGGAUGUCGUCUCUAACGAGGAAGCUGUUGCAAUGACUAAACCGAUCCAGGACCCAGAAGAGGCAGCGAAGAGGUUGAUGCAGGAAGCGUAUCAGAGAGGCAGUGCAGACAACAUUACUUGUGUCGUUGUUCGUUUCUUGGAAAAUCAAGGAAGUCCUUCUCGCGGAACUUCCGGGUAAGAACAGUUUUCCUAGCUUUCACCUUCUGGUCCUGACUCGUCCGAAAAGUCUCGACUGAACCACGGUAAUGUUCGGGUGGUUCUUAGUCAUAGGAAAUUCCAGUAACAUUGUUGAUUGUACUUAUAAGAAGAAUAGACAUAACGAAAAGUUUUCAGGUUGGUUUUGUGGAAGACGGUGGUUUGAGUUGCUUCCUACGUAGUCUUUACUUAGCUUCCUACCCGGAGGUUGUAGAAAUGUGCAUUGGUUAAAUUGUAAAGAGUCUUAAUGGAAAUGGUUAUUGUUUUGUGUUGUCUCCAACCCUUUCUAAUAUAAUUGGCCUUUUUAUUUUUUAA